AUGAAGCCAGUCUUCAGAGUGGCAGAUGGUGCACCUUUCCAGGGUAGUGUUAUGAGGCUUCAUAUCAGCGGGCAUCAUGAGUGGUGUUUGUUUUUUCAGUGUCUCAUAACUUCUCCAACAGAUUGUGCUUUAGCUCGGCAUAUUUUGGAAAAGAAUCAAGAAUAUUUUUUACCAAUAACUGAAGUCUCAAACGGCGGAGAUGAUGGGUUGAAAAAGUUUCAGGGCAGCAGAGAGGCCCGUGUAUGGAUGUGGAUGGGGCAGGCUGAUUCUUGA
Molecule: messenger RNA, 273 nt
Organism: Prunus armeniaca (apricot)
Lineage: Eukaryota; Viridiplantae; Streptophyta; Magnoliopsida; Rosales; Rosaceae
Source: the annotation of a GenBank genome assembly